Halichondria panicea is the source of this 640-nucleotide messenger RNA. Its product is annotated as mediator of RNA polymerase II transcription subunit 11-like. NCBI's taxonomy places the organism in Eukaryota, Metazoa, Porifera, Demospongiae, Suberitida, Halichondriidae. The record is from RefSeq and is a predicted model, not a curated record. Gene Ontology annotation, molecular function: transcription coregulator activity. Gene Ontology annotation, biological process: regulation of transcription by RNA polymerase II. Gene Ontology annotation, cellular component: mediator complex. The transcript is spliced from 4 exons. The coding region runs from base 72 to 452 and encodes 126 amino acids.
UUUUUCGGUGGGUGCGAACCUCCUCCGAACUACAUGAUUUCUUAUAAUAGUGUUACGCACUUCUAAAUGUGAUGACCUUUACCAAACGCUCAUAUGCUAUCAUGGAAACUGCUCAGAGAUUAGAGAAACUACAGCGAACUGAGCAGGAGGUGUGUCGAAUGCUCUCUCUAGCUGCGGACAGCAUACAGGAGUUGAGCAGGGACAACCCGGAUCAAGGUCUCGUGGAUCACAAGACAAAAGAAUUUGUUAAAGUAUUGGAGGCCAUAGAGGGUGGGCUAUCAGAGCAGAUCUCUUACCUCACACGAGUCUCCACCCACCACCCUCAUGAGGGAUCAGCAUACGGAGCAGAGAAGGACUAUGAGCUGGUGUGUAUUGAGGGUAGUCUAGUGAGAGAGCAGCUCUUAACGUCAGAUGGUCCUCACAUGAACAACGCUAUUCACAACUCAUCGUAACAACUUGUCUGUUAAUUAAUCGGAACUCAGCACAUUUGUACAAUGUCUUACGCCACCUUGUUGUUAAAUAGAUCACCUCCAUAAUCAAAGUCGGUUCAUAUUGUCACUAGCCUCUAUGCCAGUUGACCUCAUGCUCAGUCUACUCAAACAUUGUGAAAUCUGUUAUAAGUUUUGUUUGAUCUCCUGAA